Messenger RNA from Xiphias gladius (swordfish), 5495 nucleotides. It is a transcript of the gene trappc8, whose product is annotated as trafficking protein particle complex subunit 8. Bases 1 to 4353 code for a protein of 1450 amino acids. Gene Ontology annotation, cellular component: cytoplasmic vesicle; TRAPPIII protein complex; phagophore assembly site. Gene Ontology annotation, molecular function: protein binding. NCBI's taxonomy places the organism in Eukaryota, Metazoa, Chordata, Actinopteri, Istiophoriformes, Xiphiidae. The transcript has 29 exons. The record is from RefSeq and is a predicted model, not a curated record. Gene Ontology annotation, biological process: protein localization to phagophore assembly site; endoplasmic reticulum to Golgi vesicle-mediated transport.
AUGGCCCAAUGUGUGCAGUCCGUUCAGGAGUUCGUUCAGGACUCGUUUGUCCCGAUGGUGGCCGUCUUAUGUAGUGAAGAAGCGGAGAGAGUGACUCGCAAGAACAACCUGAAUUUCGCCGAGCUGCUGAGGCCUUUCUGCAGACUCACGUCCGAAGGACACAUCCGGGACCCCAACAACCAGGUGCAAGUCGUGAAAAACCUGCGUAUCUGUGUCAACAAUGUGGUGACGAGCCCGAACACAGCAUCUGCUGCGCUUAGCCCCGCCCAGCGCCAGCUGCUCAAUGAAGUGGUGUUAUCCUGUCAGCCCCAAGAGGGCGCUGUGACCACUGUGAUCACAGCAGGAGAAUACAACCUCAACUUCAGUGCAACCACACCCUGGUUUGAAGCCUACAGGGAGAACUUUCUGCAAUCAAUGCCUGCGUCCGACCAUGAGUUCCUCAAUCACUACCUCGCCUGCCUGCUGGUGGUGUCGUCCACUGAGGCAGUUCCUGUGGAGCAGUUCCUCAAGCUUUCCCAAGAGCAGCACAGGAUUCAGCACAGUGGAGAAUACACUAAACCAAAGUGGUUUAUCCCCAACACUCUCAAGUACUACGUCUUAUUGCAUGACAUGAGCGAGGGGGAUGAACAAAGGGCAGAAACGGUGUAUGAGGAUAUGAAACAGAGGUAUGGUCCUCAGGGCUGCUAUCUAUUGAAAAUGAACUCUCGUACCUUCUCAGUUGAAGAAGAUGAACAGAUUCCAGACCCCUGGAGUCAGUACCUGCACAGGAAUAAUCUGCAUAACCAGGAUAUGCUUGAUGAUCAAACUGUGAAUACUGCUGCUGUUGAGAACAAUACCAGUGCAGCUGAAAUGGACUGCUAUCACUUAACAGAGAAAGACGGAGUGUGCAACAGCCUGGAAAGUCAUCCUCUGCAGCUGGACACAGCAAGCAGCUCAGGUAGCCUGCACACCCUCAGCACUGUUAACACUGACGUGAAGAAAGGUGCAAGAGAUCCAGAGAGUAUGGCGGGUGGAGCAGGGAGCCACGGGGCAUCUCUGACCCUGAAUGACCAUGACCACAUUAGACAGUUCAUCCAAGAGUUUACCUUCAGAGGCCUCCUGCCACACAUAGAGAAGAACAUCAGACAGCUCAACGACCAGCUGGUCUCCAGGAAAGGUCUGAGUCGGUCUCUGUUCACUGCGACCAAGAAGUGGUUUGGUGGAGGGAAAGCUCCAGAGAAGAGCAUCAAUGAACCAAAGAGCACAUUGGGUCUUCUAUAUCCCCAGGAAGCCCCUGAGUUGCAGAUCAGGAAGAUGGCUGACCUUUGCUUCCUGGUUCAGCACUAUGAGCUGGCCUACAGCUGUUACCACACUGCUAAGAAAGACUUCCUGUCAGACCAGGCCAUGCUGUAUGCUGCAGGGGCACUGGAAAUGGCUGCAGUGUCAGCCUUUCUGCAAGCUGGAGCUCCCAGACCGUAUCCAGCACAUUACAUGGACACUGCAAUACAGACGUACAGAGAUGUCUGCAAGAACAUGGUGCUGGCUGAGCGAUGUGCUUUACUCAGCGCUGAGAUACUCAAGAGUCAGGGAAAAUACUCAGAGGCUGCAACUCUCCUCAUUAAGAUGACCAGCGAGGACUCCGACCUGCGUAGUGCUCUGCUGUUGGAACAGGCCGCACACUGCUUUAUUAAUAUGCGUAAUCCCAUGGUGCGCAAGUUUGCCUUCCAUAUGAUCCUGGCUGGUCAUCGUUUCAGCAAAGCAGAACAGAGGAGGCACGCACUGCGCUGUUACUACCAAGCCAUGCAGGUGUACAAGGAAAGGGGCUGGUCUUUGGCAGAAGACCACAUCAACUUCACAAUUGGUCGUCAGUCCUUCACACUUCGCCAACCAGAGAGCGCUGUAAUAGCCUUCAGACAGAUCCUGAGCAAUGACAGUAGACAGACAGCCACACAGCAGGGUGCCUUUCUCAGAGAGUAUCUCUAUGUUUAUAAGAGCUUGACAGGGGGAAAUGAAGUCAGCCUCCCCCAGCUGCCUCUGCCCUGCAUCCACAGCUCAGCCACAAGGGUCUACUUUGGACGUGAACGCCGCCUUGCAGAAGGUGAAAAACAGGCAGCCACUCAUGUGUCCCUAGACCAGGAGUAUGACCAGGAUUUGGCAGCCAUGUGGUGCCACCUAGAGGAGCAGCUUGUGGCUGCUGCCAACAGAGGGAUUGUCCCAGUAAACUUCCAGCCCACCCAGUGCUGCCUGAACAGCCAGACAGACAACCUGCGCCACCCACUGGCUGUGGUGGAGGAGCCAAUCAUAGUGGAGGUGACAUUCAGGAACCCUUUGAAGGUGUCUCUGGCUCUGUCCAACCUCGCACUCCUCUGGAGGUUCACUGCCGAUGGUACGCCGAAGGAGAAGACGACUGAAGAGUUGGCAGGAGAGGCCGUCACCAAUGAGGAGACCCUGAGUCUAGGGAUGACACAGAAAGAUGACAUAAUCACCACUGAGAACAUUCCAGAUUUUCAUAUGGGUCCAGAGGAGACCAAAGUGGCCCGUCUCAGGCUGCUGCCACACAGAACUGGACAGCUGAACAUUGUUGGUGUGGUGUACAACCUGGCUGAAGCCUCCUCUGGAGAGAUGACUCCCAGCAGUGAUGGCCAGCAGACAACGGAUUUGAUGGUGGUUCGUGGAAGACAGGACCUUAAGAUCCAGGGCCCACGACUCAACCAGACCAAAGAGGACAAGAUGUCAGUCCGGCAUGGUCCCGAUCGACGUCUCGAUCCCAUCAUAACACCAUCCAUGCCCCUGAUGGAGGUCUUCUUCCUGCAGUUUCCCACUGCUCUGCUGUGUGGUGAGAUCAGGAAGGCCUACGUUGAAUUCUGUAACGUCAGCAGUGUCGCUUUGUGCGGCCUGCGAGUGGCGUCCACACACCCCGAUUUCUUCACCUUUGGCAGCCAGGCCACAACACCCCUGACGCCGCUCAGCCCGACCUCAGCUGAAAACUGUUCGGCCUAUAAAACUUUGGCCACGCCCCCCCAGCAGGGCACAUUGGCAUCUGAGAUGCUGGUUUCAGCUGAGGAUUUCAGCCAGCUGUCCAGUGUGAUGGAGAUCCCAAUAGGCAACCCAUUGCAACCGGGUGAGUCCACCCAGCUGCCUCUCUGGCUCAGAGGACCAGACCAGGAGGGAGUCCAUGAAAUCAACUUCCUGUUCUACUACGAGAGUGCAGAGAAAGGAAUAAAAAUCAGUCAUCGGGUGUUACGUCACACAGUGUUUAUCUGUGCCAGUCGGUCUCUGAGUGUGCAGGCGUCGGCCUCCCGCAGCAGUGUCCCUCCACAUCAAAGUCUGGAAGACAAAGGCAGUGGUGGAACGCUGGUCUUCGUUGAUGUCGAGAACAUCAAUACGAGUGAGUCUGGCGUGCGUGAGUUCCACAUUGUCCAGGUGUCCAGCAGCAGUCAACAUUGGCGCCUCCACAAGUGUAUCAACCCAGGCAGGGAUAAAGAUUGUAAACUCACCAGUAGAGAAAGAGCAAAGCUGUGUUUCAGGGCCACACGAUGCAAACCCCAACAAGCUGCAUCGGACACCAUAGAGAAAUACACGUUUGCUGACCUGAAUCUGGGAAAUGAACGGAUCGUCAGUUCCUCCACACCCUGUGGCGAUUUCUUCUUCCGUUGCUGUCGGACCUCAGAGUCUCAGCGAGUGGAUGUGGCAUCAUCCAGAACAUCAUCCAGCAGCAAGAGUCAUCGCCCUGUCCCCUCUGAGGACAUCACUAACAUUAUCAAGAAGUGUAAUGAGCUGGACCUCAACAUAAUUGUUAUCUGGAAGGCCUAUGUGGUUGAGGACAACAAACAGCUGAUCCUAGAGGGCCAGCUUCACGUGGCACUGCAGACCAUCGGCAAAGAGGCCACUUCUCUGACUCCCAAAGAGGAAGCUCAGGAGAUGGUGCUGCUCAAGUUUAAAUCAGACCUGCCUCUUCCAGUGAGCCUGCCCUCUGCAGAGCUUUCCCAACUCAUCAAAACCAACAUGCACUACCCCGAGACCUACACACAUCCCUUUUUCCAGGAUAGUCUCUGUCUGGUGCCAGUUACUCUGACUCUGUCCAACUGCUCAUUGGCUCAAGUAGACGUCAUCAUUGAUUUGCGGCACAAAAGCACCAGCCCAGAGUCUCUGGAGGUCCACAACUCGUACACCUGGGUGGGUCAGACCCAGUACAAGCUGCAGCUGAAGCCUCAGGAGGUGCUGUGUCUGACUCUGCAAGCCUGUUUUCUCCAGGCAGGAGUCUACAACCUUAACACGCCGCGAGUCUUUGCAAAACCGGCGAAUCAGGGGGCCAUGUGUGAGACAAGUCAGCAGACAGCUAGUCCCGCUCUCAUAAUCAUCAACAAUGCCUGAGAAGCGCAUCAAGGCCUGCAGACAGGAGGGUCUGGACUCUUUGGACAGAGAAACAAUUGACUAGAUUCCCCCAGCUACUUUAUACACGACCAUACUUGGUCUUCUUGAAUAAUACUGGGCUGCAGGAAAUGCAGAUGUUUUUGUAUCAAUUCAUAAAAUAGAAGAAGGUUUUAUUUAAAACAAACAGCAACAGUUUAUAGAGAUUGAUGAGCUGAUGUUACAGGUGAUGCGGUCAGUUUAUGGACCUCCAAACUACUGAGUUUCAUCAGCCAAGCAGUUAGAGUCUCCUUUGCAUGUUAAUUUUCCUGUAGCGGCCCUAUCCUCAUCACACAGGUUGACCUUCCCAUCAUCCAGCCCUCCAGACUCCUACUGUCUCCACCUGCCCCGUUUCACCCACCUGUCACCAGCAUUUCAAACCCCCACUUGUGGUUGGAACCUAACAAGUAUAGGUUUUGCUAGUCUUAGACCAGAAUGUUGACUCUGAUCUAAAACUUUAAAGCAAAGUCAGAGAGAGAGUGCGGAAUUUCUUUUGAACAGGGCAUGUGUCCAUGUUGAGCCUCAUCACAAGAGUGCUCACAUCACUGGGGUAUCAGUUUCUGUACAUUUGGUCCAGUUCAGUUGGACUGGCCUUUAGUUCCAUACUGUGGAAUGAUGCUAUCUGCUGUCUGUUUGUUUUAACAACUUCAAUCUGCAAAUAUAAUGAACUCUACAUAAAUCGUUUGUCAAAUUCCUUAAUGGACUGAGCAGUAGUUUUGAAAUGUCAUCCUAAUGAGCUGUUUACAUCCUGAAUAUCGUACAUCCCACCACCCAGCCACCUUCUCCUUGAAUCUACAGCUACAAAGCCUCCAGCUUAUCCUGAAGUCCUGGGCAAGAUGAAGACUGACAACUGAACCCCCUCUUACUGCCCAUUCUGUGUGAUUUUCACUCUGUCAGGACAAGACUAUCAUGUCUUCAUGUGCAUGCAGUUGAUUUUCUAAAGUCAAGCCAAUCCAAACAGCAUACCCCCCCCCCCCCCAAUCUGUACAAACUAACUGUAUUGUGAUUGAGCUCUUGUAUGCAUUGACUUGACAGCUUUUCUGAAAAUUAUGUAUAUUUAUAUAACAAAAUGUAUGUAAAUAGAAAUUAAAAAUGUAACUAAUGUA